CAGAUAAUUUUCCUGAUUUAUCAAAAAAUAAAAUUCCAAAAAUACCUAUUAUUAAAGAAGAACCAGAUGAAAAAAUGGAAGUAGAAUUUCCAAAAUUAAAUGUUGUUGAAGACAUGGUAGGUGUUACUUUUGGAACGAUUCAACCUAUAAAUUUUGAUUCAGCAAGAGAAAGACAACAAGAAAAAUACAAUGAGUGGAUAAGAAUAUUAAAGAGUAUGAAAGAUGAAACGAAUAUUAAUAACCUUGAAGAUAGAAAUAAUUGGAAUCAAUAUAGAAGUAAAACAGAAGAAUAUUUAGCAAUAAUAUUUGCAGAAUGGAUUAAAUCUAAUGUAGUGUCAGGAACAGAUUUACCAUCUGGUAUUCCAGAUGCAAUUGCUGGAGCUCGAACAUGUGAAAAUAUUACUGAUUAUAACGCAUGUGGAAAUAUUAGACCACCCGGUUCAUUAAUUGAUAAAAUUGAUUUUAGUGAUGGAGGAUUUGUUGCUCUCGAUAAAAGAUUUUAUAUAUAUAAUUUGUUACAAGAAGAGAAAAAUUCAACUUAUCAACUUUCAAAUGAUAUAACUUUAACAAAAUUAGUGUCACCCUUUAAGAUUGAUCUUUAUCUUGUUAGAGUAUGUGAUCUUGAAACAGCAAAAAAAAACAAUUUAACAAUAGAAGAUGUUUUGAAACAACCUAAAGAUAUAAAAAAUCAUCAGUUGAAAGAUAAUUAUGAUAUAUUAUUACAAUAUAGUGUACAAAUUAAUUGUUCAACAGAAUGUGUUUUUAAUGAACAUGAAAUAGUAAUGUGUAGAAAAUUUUUAAAAGAAGAACAGAAAACAUGUGAAAUAUCUAGUAACACAGAUGAAAAUAUAGUUUAUGAUACCGCUAAUUAUAGAUUGAUAAUGUUGGGAACUCCACAUGGUCAAUAUGAUUCUGGUUAUCCAGUUUUUAUUUCAGGUGGAAAUAUUGAAAUAGCAUAUUACCCAGAUUUAACACAAGUUAGUAAUUAUAUUAAUUGUUGUGUUAAAAAAUAUAAAGAACAAAAUAUUAUAAAAAUCAAAAAAGAAGAAAUAAACAAAUAUUUAAUGCUUACAAUAAUUGAAAAAGCAGGACAACCUUUUAUUCAACAAUCAAUUCAACAACCGAUUUUAUUUCCUCAACAACCAAUUGUUCCAAUUUCACCACAAAAACCAAUUUUUACACCAGAAGAAUCUAAUGAUAUAAAUGAUAAAAAUAUAUUUAAUA
Messenger RNA from Racocetra persica, 1224 nucleotides. The record is from the annotation of a GenBank genome assembly. NCBI's taxonomy places the organism in Eukaryota, Fungi, Glomeromycota, Glomeromycetes, Diversisporales, Gigasporaceae.